AUGGCCGAGGAACAAGUUCGGUCAUUAGAUGGAUUCAGUAUAUUCGGCCUCAUCGUGGUUCUUCUAGCUAUGGUCCCGGUCUUGUAUCCCAUUCGGAUAGGACUGGGAGAGUCAUUUACUCGCGUAUUGAAGAAGCUGGCCAUACGGUGUCGAUUGAUUGAAGCCCCCUCAGACUCCUCAGAUUCUCAAGCUGCCACUGCAACCACAAAACCUCCCAACUCGCCCGAUCAAGCAAACUGGCAGCUCGUCUUGAACCUAACCACCUCACCCCCGAUCGCAGUACUGGUGCUGCUCGCGACGACGACGAUCAAUGGGGCUGUAAUCCGGAGCGGAAUCGUCGGCGAGGGCGAUAGCAAACCUUACGAUGUACUCGUCCUGUUUAUCUCUCUUGCGUAUAUCGCGACUGCAUUAGAUUCAACCGGCGCUUUGCGCAGUCUGGCAUUCCUGGUCUCCAACCACACCAGCGGCUCCGGGCCAAAGCUCUACUUUGUCUUAUACUGUUUCUUCUUUGUGUUUGGAGUGAUCUUUGGCAACGAUCCGAUCAUCCUCUCCGGCACUGCAUUUCUUACUUAUUUCUUGAAGCAUUGUGGGAUCACCAAUCCGACGGCUUGGAUCUUCAUGGAGUUUGUUGCUUCCAACGUCGCUAGUGCUGUCUUGGUAAGUAGUAACCCUACUAAUGUUCUACUCGCCCAAGCAUUUGACUUAAACUUUUUGACGGGCUUUACAAAAUUCACCAUCAUUCCUUCGCUAGUUUCGGCCAUUGUGGGAUACGUAUUGUUGUAUACUCUGUUCAAAUCGCUUACCAUCAGCGACACUCACAUCAGCUCAUCACCUCCUCCGGAAAAAGACCCGAAUUUCCAAAGCAGCGAAUCUUCAAAACGCGUCAAACGGAAUUUCGCCUCAUUCAGCGUGACCCGGAUUUUCCAGUUUCCGAAAACCUUGUACAACUCGAUUCCGCGAGCCAACUACAUCCCCGACAAAUUGAACCAACCGAUCGUGAAUCCACGCUCGGUGCUAGUUGACCCUCAAGGCGCAUUUUUCCAUGGGACGUUGAUGAUCACUACGUUACUGCUCUUGGUUGGGAUCACGUUCAUCAAGACGGCCUCGGUCUGGCAUGUGACUAUGCCUGCGGGGAUCUUGGCCCUCAUCCGGGACAUCAUGUGGGACAUACGCUCCCAAAACCGCAAAUCCAGCCUCACCGAAGAACACGAACUUGAAUCCGAUCUUGGUCCCGUUCCACCUGUACAAGACUCGUCAAAAAUUGACGAAAAUGUUGAUGGUGAUCAUGGUCUGUUGGGAAAGGACGUCGACCCGCCUAUGUCGAUCGCGGAGCCCAUCCGGCCUGCCCCUCUUCAUUUAGCGGGGAAUGCUAAGCGGUCAAUUGAUCAACUUACUCACCCAAAUGAUAUUGCAACUCUCUCCUCCGCUCCAACCAAACUUCCAACAGUACAGCCAGUCGGAAAGUGGAAUCUAGCUAGCUUCGCGUCCCGACUAGCCCGACGGUUUCCAUGCACCUCCAGAACAAUCGCGCAUUUACCGCUGCCUUUGUUGCCGUUCGCGAUGGCGAUGUUUAUCUUGAUCAGCUCGUUGAGUCAUUUGGGGUGGGUCACCGUGUUCGCGCGGUGGCUCGCGUCCGUGUGUACUUCUCCGGCUCGCGCGGUCUAUGUCGUCGGCUUGUUGGGUAGUAUGGUCUUGUGUCCUUUUAUGGGUACAAAUAUUGGAGCGACGAUAUUAAUGGUAAAUGUGAUUUCAGAUCGCCAGUUCCGAUUAAAUGAGCGGGUGGUAGAAGACCCGAGGAUCCUCAGAUCGGCCAUCUUCGCCACCGCCAUGUCCUCGAACAUCGGCGCGUUCAGUCUCACCAUUCCCUCCUCCUUGGCCGGCUUGUUGUGGCACCAAAUCCUCCAGCAAAAAUCCAUCUUGAUCCGCAAUCGCGACUUCCUUGGCUGGAACCUUUUGCCCGUUCUUGUCCUUAGUUUGGUCUCUUUGUCGAUCGUCUUUGUCGAAGUCAUGUUUAUUUUUUAA
Puccinia graminis f. sp. tritici CRL 75-36-700-3 is the source of this 2022-nucleotide messenger RNA. RefSeq lists its product as uncharacterized. Bases 1 to 2022 code for a protein of 673 amino acids. NCBI's taxonomy places the organism in Eukaryota, Fungi, Basidiomycota, Pucciniomycetes, Pucciniales, Pucciniaceae. Gene Ontology annotation, cellular component: membrane. The record is from RefSeq and is a predicted model, not a curated record. The transcript is spliced from 6 exons. Gene Ontology annotation, biological process: transmembrane transport.